Molecule: messenger RNA, 555 nt
Organism: Condylura cristata (star-nosed mole)
Lineage: Eukaryota; Metazoa; Chordata; Mammalia; Eulipotyphla; Talpidae
Gene: GID8
Product: GID complex subunit 8
Exons: 3
Biological process (GO): proteasome-mediated ubiquitin-dependent protein catabolic process; positive regulation of canonical Wnt signaling pathway
Cellular component (GO): cytoplasm; nucleus
Molecular function (GO): protein binding
Source: RefSeq, a predicted model, not a curated record
CCGCCGGGCCCCAGAGCCGCGUCCUUCCCCGCAGAGGCCAGCAUGAGCUAUGCGGAAAAGCCCGACGAGGUCACGCGGGAGGAGUGGAUGGAGAAGCUGGACGGCCUGCACGUGCAGCGCGCGGACAUGAACCGCCUCAUCAUGAACUACCUGGUCACAGAAGGCUUCAAGGAGGCGGCCGAGAAGUUCCGGAUGGAGUCUGGGAUCGAGCCCAGCGUGGACCUGGAGACCCUGGACGAGAGGAUCAAGAUCCGCGAGAUGAUCCUUAAAGGCCAGAUCCAGGAGGCCAUCGCGCUGGUCAACAGCCUGCACCCCGAGCUGCUGGACACCAACCGCUGCCUCUACUUCCGCCUGCAGCAACAGCAUCUGAUCGAGCUGAUCCGCCAGCGCGAGACCGAGGCGGCCCUGGAGUUCGCCCAGACGCAGCUGGCGGAGCAGGGCGAGGAGAGCCGCGAGUGCCUGACGGAGAUGGAGCGCACGCUGGCCCUGCUGGCCUUCGACAGCCCCGAGGACUCGCCCUUCGGGGACCUGCUCAACAUGAUGCAGCGGCAGAAG